Messenger RNA from Neoarthrinium moseri, 1092 nucleotides. RefSeq lists its product as uncharacterized. The transcript has a single exon. The record is from RefSeq and is a predicted model, not a curated record. Bases 1 to 1092 code for a protein of 363 amino acids. Lineage: Eukaryota; Fungi; Ascomycota; Sordariomycetes; Amphisphaeriales; Apiosporaceae.
AUGUUUGACUUCGCCCUCACCUUCAUCCUCGUCUUCCUGGGAUACUACUACUUCCAGAGGCGAUUUGCAUCAGCACAACACGCUUCACACAUGCCCCUCGUCAUGAACCGCCGCGGAGGUAGAGUGAUGCCGGGCCACCGGCGCCCGCCGCCUACUGUGGGCCCGGCUCGCAAACAGUCGGAGGAGCCGCCAUCCGCUCCCGCUGUUAGCUCAGAGGGCGGGCCCUACGAUCCCGAUCUGGACGACGUUAUCACCGUCAAGGACAUGUUGAGAAGCGCCGGCAACCUGCCUGACGAGAUCAUCUUGCAGGUUAUGGACGAGGCCGAGUACUGGGCCUGCUCCUCCGCCAGCGUGGACUACACUCCCCUGCAGCGCGGCUAUCUAUCAAUUCGAGGCACGCAGAACGAGAACGAGUUCCUCCUGCGUACCGAGCCCCUGGCCAUGUCAUCUUGGGUUCCUGACCGUGAUGAUGCCUGGCAACUACCGUCGGCCCCUCGGCACCUUCGUGAAGAGUACCCCCGUGAACAACUGGAAGAGUACCGUGACGAGAGACUAGAGUCGACCUUGGUUAGUCCUUGCCGGAAAAUCGUCUUCAACAUCCAGAGCAAUGACCAGGGUUGGGGCGGCGGGCGUGGUGACAAGGGGACUUACCAUGGCGCGUACACCUGGUUUGACGCCGGCCUGGAGCGCUUCGACGCCAAACCUGAUGGCCGCGAAGCCCAAAACGGCUCCCGUCUACCUCUCAGUGCACUGCGUCCCAUCUGGCCGAAAGGCAAGGCGGAUGUCAAUGGGCAGGUGCAAUAUGACCACGAGCUGUUCUGGUCGCCCGAGCACACGAUCAAGUGCAACAAGGUGGCAAUUAGAGAGACGCAGACGCACCACGUCGAGUGGAGGUAUACCGAUGACAUCGACGCGCAGACGCCAGAAGGAGACGACCUCAAGGCCGCGGGACGAGGGCAGGCUACGGGGUCUGGAGAAUUCGUGAGGAACAUGAAAUUUGGCGACGUCGUCACGGUCUGGGGAAGGGCCAGGUUCGGAGGCUGGGAGAACCAGGUCAAGAAGGUCGAGGUGAAGGUCUACUGGGCGGUUUAG